Molecule: messenger RNA, 1576 nt
Organism: Lactuca saligna
Lineage: Eukaryota; Viridiplantae; Streptophyta; Magnoliopsida; Asterales; Asteraceae
Source: the annotation of a GenBank genome assembly
AUGAAAAACAGAUGUUCACCAAAGACAUUACUAUCUAUAAUCCUUGGGAUGAGCAAAGAACAAAAAGAAUCUGUAAGAUCUAUGGGUUUUGGAGCUUUGUUAAAAAUGAAAAUCACAGAUAUACCACUGAAACUGGGAUUUUAUGUUCUUCAAAAUUUUGAUUAUGAGAGAAUGGUGAUAGAUAUUGAAGGAAAGGAACUGAAAGUAACAUCAGGGUUUGUUCAUGACAUGUUGGGCAUACCAAUUGGUAGAACCAAACUUACACAACUGGAUCAAUGGCCUAAGGAUGAUACAAGUUAUGAUGAAUGGAAGCAACAAUUUAAAAAAGAUUCAAUCAUCCGACUGAGUGCAAUCAAAAAUGUUAUUGUUUCUACCAUACAAGUUGAUCUUAAUUUCAAAUUGAACUUCUUAGUUCUUUUUGUCAACAUGCUUUGCAAGUCAACAUCAAUGGGAAGAUGCAACCUGUUUCCCUUGAGUUAUAUUUCAAGAAAAACAUAUAUCAGCAACAUAGGCUGGUGCAACAAUGUUUUGGAUUGUCUUGUCAGAACAAAAAACUCCUACAUACCAUACUCAGAUACCAGCUUCUUUGUUGGACCUUCAGCUUUCUUGGUGUUGUUCUAUGCUGAUAACAUCCACUCAGAAGCUUUAACAAUAACACGUAAACGUCCAACAAUUUAUUAUUGGAGUUUAGAGAAGAUUAGAUACCGAGAGACAUUUGAACAAGAAAAAGGUAGAUUUGGACUUGGAGAAUUAAACGAAGAAUUUGUUAAUAAACAAGAUGAAGGAGAUACAGAUCUCGAAGAAAGUGAUUUUGAUAAAGAUGAAGAUCAUUUUGUUGAAGCAUAUGAAUCAAAAAUAUCUAAAAUGCUUAAUAGUUUCGAGAGGAUGAAGAAAAAGCUGAAUUCAAAGCUCAAUGAUGCGAUAACAAAGUUCCCUGAAAAGGAAAGUUUUAGGAUUUUAGAAGAAAAGAUGACAAAUAUAAUUGGUGAAGAAAAAACAGAAGGCACAACUAAUUUUGAAUUUCCAAGAAAUCAUGAAGAAGGAAAUGAUAAUGAUGGAAGUCAACUGGAAGUGGAUUACUUGCUUGAUUCAAAUGAAGCAGAGAAUGAAGGAAUAAAGAAUGAUGGAGAUAAGAAUCAAAAAGAAGGUGAAACUGAAGUAAAAGGGAAAGAUGGAAAGAACAAUGAAAAUGAUAAUGAUGAAGAGAAAAAAGAUGAUGAUGCUGAAGAAACAAAUAAUCAUGAAGAGACUAUUCAACAAACUGAAAAUGAAAAUUUGUUGGAUAAAGUUGUUGACAACAUUGUGGACAAUAUCCUUGGAAUUCAAAUUUCAAGUUUAAAUAGUCAAGAAGAUGAAAUCUGGAAUGACCCUGAAAUGAAAACUAUUUUGGAUAAUAUUGAUAUAGGGUCACCAAUGAGUACAGGUAAAACUAAUACUCUUGCAGAAAAGGAAAAAUCAGAAGGUGUACGUGAACAAGGAACAAAAGUUGAGAUGAUAUAGGGAUAUAUUUCAGGCAAGGAAAACUCUGAAGAUAAAAAUAAAGGAGGAACAGAAGCUAAGAACAUGAAAGAUGGAG